UUUCCAGGCCAGACGUGCUCAGGGCAGAAAUGCUUAAAUGCUUUGGGCAUUUCUCGGAUAUGCUGGGAGGAGCAGCUUAAAUCCUUGACUCCAACACCAGGUUGUUGCCAGGGACAGACAGAGGAAAGGGACAUCAUCCCACAAAGAAGGACGGCGAACAAGGUACCCUGAGCAAGGCAAAACUGCGGGAGCAACUUGGCACAGAACCAGCUGAGCAAACACUGGACGCUGCUGGGGCUCUGCCGUGCUCCAGCUCGCACAGACACAGGAGGGACACCCAGGAUGAGGCUGCUCUUCCCUGCCCUCGUGCUGGCCCUGCUGGCCACCACCCGUGCUGCAGAAGACUCCUGUGAGGGCCGCUGUGAGGAAGGCUUUGAUGCAGGGCACAAGUGCCAGUGUGACACCCUCUGUGUGUACUACCAGAGCUGCUGCAGUGACUACUCCACCGUCUGCAAAGCCAAAGUGACCCGGGGAGAUGUCUUUGCCUUGCCCGAGGACGACUACCUGGACUACAACCUCACUGUGGACUUUGUCACCGAGGAGGCGCCCGUGGCAGAGCCCACAGAGCUGCCCACAGCCCCAGCGCCAGUGGAGACCACACCAGAAAGCCUGCCAAACACUGACGAGACACUUGCAGAGGUGCCCAACACCACCCCAGGUGAUUCUGAGGAGCCUGAGGAGCUGUGCAGCGGGAAACCUUUUGAUGCCUUCACCGACCUGAAGAACGGUUCCCUUUAUGCUUUCCGAGGGAAGUACUUCUAUGAGCUGGACAAGACCAGUGUGAGGCCUGGCUACCCCAAGCUCAUCAGUGACGUCUGGGGCAUCGAGGGCCCCAUCGAUGCAGCCUUCACACGCAUCAAUUGCCAGGGCAAGACUUACCUCUUCAAGGGCACCCAGUACUGGCGCUUUGAUGACGGAGCCCUGGACCCUGGGUACCCCCGGGACAUCUCCGAGGGCUUUGAGGGCAUCCCCGACAACGUGGAUGCAGCGUUCGCCCUGCCUGCCCACAGCUACCACGGCAAUGAGAGAGUCUACUUCUUCAAGGACAAGUACUACUGGUCCUACGACUUUGCCCAGCAGCCCACGCGGGCCGACUGCGAGAAGUCCACGCCCUCCACAGUGUUCAAGCACUAUGCCUUCAUGAACAGGGACAGCUGGGAGGAUGUUUUCCAGAUCCUCUUUGGCAGCAGGAUGCCCGGGGCAAACGGGCCGUGGUACAUCAGCCGGGACUGGCGGGGCGUGCCCAGCCGCCUGGACGCUGCCAUGGCCGGCAGGAUCUACGUGGCCUCCCAGCAGCCCCGCAGGAGGAAAUCCCGCCGCCAGCGCAAGAGGUACAACCACCACCGCUCACUGAACCUGGGAUUCUGGAGCUGGCUGCAAAACGACCCCGACUCAUCAGGUGUUGAAAGCGAUGGGCUGUCGGGCUCCACGUGUGAGAUGCUGCAGAGUGUUUACUUCUUUGUGGGAGACAAGUACUACCGUGUCAACCUGCGCACCAAGCGCGUGGACCUGGUGCGGCCGCGCUACCCCCGCUCCAUCGCCCAGUACUGGCUGGACUGCCCCCAGCCCACGGAGCAGAGCGCCUGAUGGGAUCCCUGUAGCCACCAGCAGCACAGCCCCAGCUAGACAGAAAUAAACUGUGAGGGCCAUGCAGGCUGCAGAGCUCUGUCUGUCCAUCCAUCCAACUGUC
This is a messenger RNA of Zonotrichia albicollis (white-throated sparrow), 1690 nucleotides long. RefSeq names its product vitronectin (gene VTN). The record is from RefSeq and is a predicted model, not a curated record. Gene Ontology annotation, biological process: immune response; cell-matrix adhesion; cell adhesion mediated by integrin. Gene Ontology annotation, molecular function: extracellular matrix binding; integrin binding; polysaccharide binding. NCBI's taxonomy places the organism in Eukaryota, Metazoa, Chordata, Aves, Passeriformes, Passerellidae.